CCAAAACAUCAUCCUCCAAUUCACUAUUCUCAUUAACAAAAGCCACUCACUAUCCCCAUCAAAUCACAGUGAGCACAGGCACACACUAUUAUUCCCAAACCUUCUUCACCCGCACCACCUUCUAUCUAUCUCUAUCUCUUUCGCAUUACCCACCAAAUCAUUUCACCAUUUUCACAGAAAACCCUAAUCUUGAAAAUCGUAAAUUAGGGUUUUUUUUUUGAAACAGAAAUAGGAUGUACAGGGAGAAAGGUGGAGGAGGAUCCAAGGGUAAAAUGGACCGAUCUUUAACACCCACAAGUUCAAAAGGAUUGAAUUCAAACGGGAAAGAUGUUAGUAAAGAUCGUUCGUCACCUGGAAGUUCAAAGAUUCCAUCUUUUUCUAGGUCUUCUUAUCCCAAUAAGAAACCCUCAAAAGGAGAGGAAAAUGUAGUAGAGGAAUCUGAAACGGAUAGCGAGGAAUCGGAUGUUAGCGGGUCUGAUGAGGAGGACACAUCGUGGAUAUCAUGGUUUUGCAACCUGCGCGGAAACGAGUUUUUCUGUGAAGUCGAUGAGAAUUACAUCCAAGAUGAUUUUAAUCUCUGUGGUUUGAGCAGCCAAGUUCCCUAUUAUGAGUACGCUCUUGAUUUGAUCCUGGACGUUGAAUCCUCUCAUGGCGAUAUGUUUUCAGAAGAACAAAACGAGAUAUUCGAAUCAGCAGCGGAGAUGCUUUAUGGUCUUAUUCACGUGCGAUAUAUCUUAACAACCAAAGGAUUAGCAGCCAUGCUCGAGAAAUACAAGAACGCAGAAUUUGGUAGAUGCCCAAGAGUUUUAUGCUGCGGUCAACCCUGUCUUCCCGUUGGUCAAUCGGACAUUUCUCGACAAAGCAACGUAAAAAUAUUCUGUCCGAAAUGUGAAGAUAUUUAUACCCCACAAUCCAGGUUUCAAGACAAUCUUGAUGGAGCCUUUUUCGGGUCAACAUUUCCGCACUUGUUCCUGAUGACGUACGGACACCUCAAACCGCAAAAAACAUCACAAGAUUACAUACCUCGAGUCUUCGGCUUCAAGGUCCACAAGCCAUGACAUGACAUGACCUCAAGGCCCGGAUCCAUAAACGUGUGUUUGGGCUGGUUUCUCAAGAUAUGACUUCUGCUCAAAGGCUUGAUGUGAAAUCACAUCACAACCGUAGGAUCCUUCAUAUAUGAUUAUGAUUAAACAUCUAAUUGGAAGAAAAAAAAGAUUGUGUUUUGCUGCUUGUUUUCAUUAUUUUGUAUGAGUACUGAUUUUGUAAGUUAGGAACAUUUAUUUUCUCUAAAAUGCAUUUGUUUCGGUCCGAUAA
Molecule: messenger RNA, 1314 nt
Organism: Helianthus annuus (common sunflower)
Lineage: Eukaryota; Viridiplantae; Streptophyta; Magnoliopsida; Asterales; Asteraceae
Product: casein kinase II subunit beta-1
Exons: 5
Coding region: 234-1058 (274 amino acids)
Cellular component (GO): protein kinase CK2 complex; cytoplasm
Molecular function (GO): protein kinase regulator activity
Source: RefSeq, a predicted model, not a curated record